This is a messenger RNA of Sipha flava (yellow sugarcane aphid), 1497 nucleotides long. Its product is annotated as zinc finger protein 239-like. The coding region runs from base 502 to 1275 and encodes 257 amino acids. The transcript has 5 exons. The record is from RefSeq and is a predicted model, not a curated record. Lineage: Eukaryota; Metazoa; Arthropoda; Insecta; Hemiptera; Aphididae.
UAGCUGCAAAAAAGGGGCUAAAAUGUAGGCAAUAUUAUAUACGGACACAAACAAUUUUUUCCUGCGAAGAUCCAUUCGUCAAUAAAUUGUUCUUAUCGGACAAGAAUAUAAUUUCUUAUUAUCAAGAAUACCCGUUGAUAUUAAACUAACGUUUAAUGUCUAUGAGAAUACCAUUGAUAUCAAUAUCGCAAUAAGCUCUACAGUUAAAUCAUAGAAUAAAUGAAAUUCAUAAUAUAAUUUAUCUAGUCUGUGGUUAAAUUACAAAAAUUAUGCGAUUUCAAUAUUUUGGUACUCGAAAAUUGAAUAUCUAUAAAUUCUUCGGUUUCUAAUGAUUAAUUAUUAUUAUUUCUUAUUCGGCUCAUAGAAUAGGAUAACUUUAUUUAAUCUUACAGCUACAUCAUUUUUCGUGAUAUCAAUAAUUUUAUUUUAUGUGUCUUACACUAAUUCAUUAAAUUAAAAUUUAUAAUCUGUACUUUGUAACAAUUUUAAUCGAAAAUAAAGAUGGUUUCCGUUAAAGAAGAGUUAAUAGCAAAGAUCAUACAACAUGAAAUGUAUAAACAUAAAGAAAAUAGAAAAAAAAAAGAUGUUGCUACUAUACCUACACCGUUAAUUUCAAAUAUUUUUAAAGAUGAUAAAAAGUAUCCAUUAAUGAAGAAAUCAAUGGUCAAAAAAAAAAAGAAAAAGAAAAAAGUAAAUUCAAAGGUGACGACGGUCAGGAACAACGAUAGGUCAAACGGGACGGGGAUCGUGAUAAGACGUUGGCUCCGUUGCCGAUUUUGUUCAGCCAAGUUCAAGCUGGCCACCAGUCUGCGCGUACACAACAGCCUACACGAUGGCACCAUCAGCCAGGAGUCGCCGUUCCCUUGCCGCGAGUGCGGCAAAACGUUCAGGAAUAUAAGUUACCUGUACGCCCACUGCCGAAUUCACUGGGAUGAUCGACCACAUGUUUGCAGCGUUUGCGGCAGCGCUUUCCUGCACUUCUCCGACCUGACGGUGCACCGGCGCAAGCACACCGGCCACCGGCCGUACGAGUGCUCCGUGUGCGGCGACUCGUUCUCAAGCGCGGCCAACCGGAUGGUGCACAUGAGGAUUCACACCGGGCACCGGCCGUACGUGUGCCGCGAGUGCGGCCGUUCCUUCAACCAGUCGCACGUGCUCGUCGAACACGUUAGGGUGCACACGGGCCACAGGCCGUACGAGUGCGGCCUGUGCGAGUGGACGUUCGUGUCCAGCAGCAGUCUCCGGAAACACUCGUUACGGAAACACGUCAUCUAAUUGAGUACAAAUCGAAAUGUAAAACGAUUUUAUUGGAGACCAUUCAAAUGAACCGCUCGUUAAAUGUUGCCUAAGAACUUUAUCAAUUGUUAUUUUACGAACAUAGAAAAUAUUUCAUUUUCUAAAUUUAUUGUUUUUCGUUUUUGUUGUAUGUACAAUAAUUAAUGAUAAUAAUACACAUUAAUGCGACAUUAAAAUAUAGUUCCAAAGUGCCUACUACAA